CUCGGCCUCCGCCAUGGCGAGUAGCAGCGGUGCUGGGGCGGCAGCGGCAGCGGCGUCGAAUCUGAACGCGGUAAGGGAGACCAUGGACGUUCUGCUGGAAAUUUCAAGAAUUUUGAAUACUGGCUUAGAUAUGGAAACUCUGUCUAUUUGUGUACGGCUUUGUGAACAAGGAAUUAAUCCAGAAGCUUUAUCGUCGGUUAUUAAAGAACUUCGCAAGGCCACUGAAGCACUAAAGGCUGCUGAAAAUAUGACAAGCUGACUUUCUGGAGAAAUCCUGAUGAGAUACGUCAAACUCUUCAAGAGAAUUUGAAGAUUGCAUUGUAGUCAGGAAUGUACAAUGAAAUUACUGCAUGCAGCAUUGUAGAAACAUUUUCCUUUUUAAAAGAAUUAUAAAACCAUAGCUUUAUAAAUCAGUGGAAAAUGGCUUACAGAGAUAACUAUCAGAUGUGUUUAUAUCACAUCCUACUUUUUUUUAACAGCUCUAAUGCGUUGGCAUCGCUGUGUUCAUAUUUAUGUAUUCCUUAUUUAUAGCUCUGAUAGCUUUAAUUUUUUAAGCAGUCUGUCUAUCAGAUGUGCACAUCUGCUGUGCCUGGUUAAAGUAUAGUGGAACCCAUCAGAAGUAAUGUAGUAGUUAUGACUUGUUGACAUUUCCAUUAUAAAAUUUAAUUUUGAAUUGUUUAUGCAAAAUAACUGUGGAUUUGUGUUGUAUUGGGCUAAAAGUUGAUAGAAUUUCAGCCACCAUUUGUGAAAUUUGAUUUAGAUUUAUAGCGUAUAUCAGAAUCUUUUUUAUAAGAGCACAGAAAUCAUUUGUUUUAACCUGUUCUUCUUAAAGAAUAUUUAGUUUUUUAAACAUGAAAGUUUUCCUGUCACUUAACAAUAAGAACCAGAUCAUUUUUUGUAUUGACUGAAAAAUAGAAACUUAGAUUUUAAAAGUAAUGAUAGUGCUCAUUAUUGUCCUUUGAACCAUUUAAAUUUAAUGAAAAUAUUAAUUGAUAAUAUUUUUCUUUCUAAGUUCUAUACUCUAUAAAUGAUAGCCUAAAAAAUAAUGCAUAAUGAAAUAUUUCCACUAUGCAAAAUUCUUUAAUUUUAUUACAUAAACAUAGUUUGAGUAGUUACCUAAUAUAUCUUGAGUGGUUAUCUAAUCACUAAAUAGGAAGUAUCUGUCAACAAAUAAUAAUAUUUUCUGAAGGAAUAAAGAGUCUGUUCAUUAAACAAAAACUAAAUAAUCAAGUGUUGUGGAUCAGGAAUUAUAAGUAUUCCUUUCCAAGGUCACUUUUUGUGUCAUUAUUUUUUCCCUGAAAGUUUUAGCUAAUCAAAGUGAUGGUUCAAAAUGAAUUUUGAGGGGGUAUAGCUCAGGGGAGAGCAUUUGACUGCAAAAUGAAUUUUGGAAAAUGAAGGAUAGUGUUACUUCUGUUCUAUAGCAAAAUCUCGAUAGAAUAUUUUAUCCAAGAGUGAUAGGAUUUUAAUCUGGUUUUAUUUUAGAUUUUGUUAGCUUCCAUUUAAAUGAUAGUACAAGUGUUUACUCUUAGCAGCAUUUUUGUACUUUAGACAAAGUAAGGCUUAGUAUUUGUAAUUAAGUUACAGCCUUCUGUUGUAAAAUCUAGUCGUGAUUAUUUAGACUUUGUAAGCACCUAGCAUCUUUACCAAGGACCCUGGAAGGUGUAUUAUUGGCAGACUCAGUUGGGAGACAGUAAUGACUUGUGGUAAGUCAUUUAUUUGGUAGUAAACACUGUAAGUUCUGUAUGUUGUUACCCAGGAAAUCAUAAAGAGAACAUUUUUGUCAAGCUCCAAAAUUGGUAUAUACUCUUAGGCCACAGAGUUAAUAGUUUUAUUUAUGAUUUUGUAGGUUAAGUUAUUUAUGUAUGAUACAAAGCAGGAAAAUAUAUUGAGAAGGCAUUAUGUUUACAGAGAGCUUCUUUUUAAGUGUUAAAUGUAAACAUAUAUUUUUAAUGCAUACUUCAGUACUAUUUAACAAAAUCAAAACAAAUUGUGAUGAUACAAUUGGCAGUGUUAUGCAUGUUGUCAGUGACAAAAAUAAAACCAUUUUGGUAGUAUUGA
Molecule: messenger RNA, 2058 nt
Organism: Enhydra lutris kenyoni (northern sea otter)
Lineage: Eukaryota; Metazoa; Chordata; Mammalia; Carnivora; Mustelidae
Product: mitotic spindle organizing protein 1
Exons: 3
Coding region: 14-259 (81 amino acids)
Biological process (GO): microtubule nucleation by interphase microtubule organizing center; gamma-tubulin complex localization; mitotic spindle assembly
Cellular component (GO): interphase microtubule organizing center; centrosome; spindle
Source: RefSeq, a predicted model, not a curated record